This is a messenger RNA of Vigna radiata var. radiata (mung bean), 911 nucleotides long. RefSeq names its product nudC domain-containing protein 2. The transcript is spliced from 5 exons. Gene Ontology annotation, cellular component: cytoplasm. Lineage: Eukaryota; Viridiplantae; Streptophyta; Magnoliopsida; Fabales; Fabaceae. Gene Ontology annotation, biological process: protein folding. The record is from RefSeq and is a predicted model, not a curated record. Bases 113 to 667 code for a protein of 184 amino acids.
GUUACCAAAAAUAAUAAGAAAGGAAGCAGCGCGAACAAACGGGAAAGCAGAAGAACUGAAUAAGAAUCAAAAGAGAGAAGAAGCAAGAGUGCAGAAAACCCUAGAACCUCAAAUGGCGGAAAAAUUAGCCCCCGAAAAACGUCACAGCUUUAUCCACAACGGUGAAAAGGUGUUCGAGUGGGAUCAAACCCUCGACGAGGUCAAUAUUUACAUAAAUCUUCCUCCCAACGUCCAUUCCAAGCAAUUCUACUGUAAGAUUCAGUCCAAGCACCUCGAACUUGGCAUCAAAGGCAAUCCCCCCUAUCUCAACCAUGAUCUCCCUUGCCCAGUGAAGACAGAUUCUUCUUUUUGGACCCUAGAGGAUGAUAUAAUGCAUAUAACACUGCAGAAGAGAGAUAAAGGCCAGACAUGGGCUUCUCCAAUAUUAGGUCAGGGUCAGUUGGACCCUUACUCUACUGAUCUUGAACAGAAACGUCUCAUGCUUCAGAGAUUUCAAGAGGAGAUUUUAAUAGUUCAGAUUAUGAUGAUCUUAUUGCAUUAUUCAAGCCACUACUCAAGAUUCUGUUGUGCCUUCCUGCAGAAUCCAGGUUUUGAUUUUUCACAAGCUCAAUUUUCUGGAAACUGUCCUGAUCCAAGGACCUUCAUGGGUGGAAUACGAUCAGAUUAAUGAUCUUAGAUGCUGUUAUGUGUAUUUGUCUGCUCUAAUAUGAUAUGAUCAGAUGGUAAUAAUGUGAUAUUUGUCGACUAAUUUGAUGUCGUGUAAUUGAGGCAGUCUUGAUGCACUUCCUCUAAUGAAUGAUGACUAACUAUAUUGAGUCGUGGUGACUCUUGGGCAUAUAAGUAUGUAUAUAAAACAUGGAGCAUUUCUAUAACUGAAGGUAUUUUAAAGUCUUAUGCGGAUUACCAAACCA